This is a messenger RNA of Drosophila subobscura, 3797 nucleotides long. RefSeq lists its product as uncharacterized. The coding region runs from base 242 to 2917 and encodes 891 amino acids. NCBI's taxonomy places the organism in Eukaryota, Metazoa, Arthropoda, Insecta, Diptera, Drosophilidae. Gene Ontology annotation, molecular function: monocarboxylic acid transmembrane transporter activity. The record is from RefSeq and is a predicted model, not a curated record. Gene Ontology annotation, biological process: transmembrane transport; monocarboxylic acid transport. The transcript is spliced from 6 exons.
GCACCACGGGCGGUGGCUGCUGCUGCUGCUGCUGCUGUGGGUGCAGACGGCAGAUUCGGAGGAAACUGGGCCAACCGGGGAAGGCCCGCGCUCCGCUCGGUAUUUGUGCACUCGGCGGGUACCACAGCAGAGACAACCCAAUGCAUUUGGGUGUACAACAACAACGCCCCAAGCAACACCAACAACAACGCGAGCAACAAGAGAAACACCAGCGGCGAUUCAGGUUCAGUAAAGGACGCCAAUGUCAUCCCUACAGCGUGACUGGAAUUUGCAGGGUUCCAGGGGAUCGAUUUACUGCGCGAGUGAACCGGACCCAGCUGGUGGAGUCCAGUACGAGUCGGGAGGGUUCAUUCUCAACACGAAGCCAGCGGCCGGCUCCAGCUCCGGCGUGGCACUGGGCGCAGGUGCGGGCGACGGUGGCGGUGGAUCGCUCUUUUCGAUUGUGUCGGCGCCACCCGCACCGCUGCCCACAGUGCCCGCCGUUGUGGUGCCGCUGGCCGAACUGGAUGUCAAGCAGAUGGAGUCCCUGUGCCUGCCCUCGAUGUCACCCUCGCCGGCCCGGCGCCCCGCCACCCUCUCGCUGGACGCUCCCUGCUGCCCGCGCACCCUGCACGCCAGCCUGCUGGAGCACCAGAUCUCGGAGCUGGAGGAGGACGACAACGAGAACCUGCUGACCGUCUCCAGCAUCACGGCACGGCCGUUGAUAGCCAAAUCGCACGAGCUGCGCAGCAGCCGCAAGACACAGCAGCAGUACGGCAACGGCAACGGCUCCCAGACGGCGAAAAGCAAAUGCAUUCGCAGGGCCAAGGAGCGGGAUCGAAUCGUGCAGCGACGCAGCAAGCCGCUGGCCAAGGAUCGCGACUCCUCCACAACGACAACGGAGAGCGGCGGCGGCAACUUGGAGCCGCCCGACGGUGGCUAUGGCUGGUUCAUCGUCUUUGGGGCCUUCUCCGUGCAGUUCUGGGUGGCCGGACUGGUCAAGUCCUACGGCGUGCUGUACGUGGAGAUAAUGGAGACAUUUCCCAGCUCCACGGCCACCGUGGCGUCCUGGAUACCGGCGAUACUUUCGGCUCUGUGCCUGGUGCUCGCACCCCUCUCGAGCGCCCUGUGCCAGCGUUUCUCGUGCCGCACCGUGGUCUUUGUGGGCGGCAUCUUCUGUGCCAUGGGCAUGAUGCUUAGCUACUUCGCCACCAGCCUGGUGCAUCUGCUCUUCACCUUUGGCAUACUCACGGGCAUUGGCGGUGGGCUUUCGACUACGCCGGGCAUCGUCAUUGUCUCCCAAUACUUUGACACGCACCGCGCCCUGGCCAAUGGCAUCUGUGUGUCGGGCACGGCCGCUGGCAGCUUCAUCCUGCCGGUGCUGAUCAAGCAUUUGGUGGAGAAGUGCGGCUUCCAUGCCACGCUGCUCAUCCUGGGCGGCUGCAUGCUGCACGUCUGUGUAUCGGCGAUGCUUUAUCGUCCCAUCAGCGCGUAUGCGGACCAGGGCCAGGCACAGGCCGUAGCGGAGGCCGCCGAGAAGCCGCUGAAUGAGGACAUUAACCCCAGCACAACGGGCAUACUGACCACCUCCACGUAUCUGGACACCUGCGAGGUGGUGGGCGACAAUGAGCUGAGCGACAAGUUCAUCGAGCAUCUGUUCCUCGAGGAGUCCAAGAACCACCUGAACUACUACACCAGCAAGCAGCCAGCGGCGGGGCCAGCACCAGGUGAGUGCAAUGGGAACUCUGGGCAGCGGCCCUCACUACUGUUGCAUUCGCCAGCACCAGCAGCAGCAGCAGCAGCCGCAGCAGCAGCAGCAACAAACGACAAAUCAGCGCAGGAGAGCGAUGAUGAGGUGAAGGACAUCAUUGGCGAGACAACCUUCAUCAAGCCCAUGAAGAAGGUGCGCAGCUCCGGGCUUCUCCACUCUGUUGAGGAUCUGAGCACCGACUCCACCUGGGUCUACCGCAAGCACUCGGGCACGGACUCCAAUCGCGGCAGUCGCCGGCGUCGCAAUGUCUUCGCCAACGAUGAGGUCAUCUCGAAGAUUCAGGCCCAUCUGGAGCGACCACUGUCGCCGCCGAGCGUCGUCAGUCGGGGACUCAGCAAGAGCAUGGAGAUCCCCACGCCGGUGAGCAAUCUCAGCGAGCUGAAGCAGCAGCAGCUGUCGGACAGCGGCAUCCUCGACUCCCAGCUGGUGGAGUCUGUGAAUGGCGAUGGCGCUGCGGACUUUGCCGACGAUGAUGAUGAUGACGAUGAGGAGCAGCUGCCGCGCACCUGCUGCGAGCGCAUCGAGAUGUAUUUGGACAUUAGUUUGCUGCAGGAGCCGCGCUUCAUCCUGAUGACCCUCUCCGUCACACUGAUGUCCGUUGGCUGUCCCUACAUGCUGUACUAUCUGCCUGCCCAUGUCAUCUCCAUAGGCUACAACAAGAGCGAGGCGGGCUAUUUGGUGGCCAUCAGCGCUGUGCUGGAUCUUUGUGGUCGCCUGGGCCUUGGCUGGCUGUCGGAUCUGCAGCUCUUUGAUCGCAAGAAGACCUACACCCUGUGCAUUUUGGGCGCCGGCCUGGCUGUGCUCACCAUUCCCUUUGCCAAGACCCUGAUUCUGGUGGGUCUCUCUGCCGCCGUUUAUGGUCUCUGCCUGGGCAGCUGGUACGUGCUGAUGCCCGUGCUCCUGGCGGAUGUCUUUGGCACGGACCGAAUCAGCUCCAGCUAUGGGCUGGUCCGCAUGUUCCAGAGCAUUGGCGCCAUCUCGGUGCCGCCGCUGGCUGGUCUGCUGCGCGAUCUCUCCGGUGACUAUGAGAUCUGCUUCUACUGCAUGGGCUCCUGCAUGGUGCUGGGCUGCACACCGCUCAUCGUGUGGUCCAUUCUGGAGGCGCGCAAUCAUCGACUGUUUGUGCAGGGCGAGGAGGACUGCGAGGAUGACUGCGAGGAUGCUUAGGUUACGGAUUGUGUUGCGGGUUACUAAUUAGUUGGCUGUCGUCGCCCCACCCCCAUAAGUUAAACGUGUUUUUAGUAGCCAAGAGCAGAGAUAUCCAAAGAAAAGGAGAGUUCUCGUAGCGAGUAUCUCCAUAGUUGUGUUCCUGAGUUUCAAAGUUGCGAAAUGCCUCACCGAUUCUAGCCACAAUCCACUACCAAAAAAUCAAUUACAAAUUGUAUUAGCCCCAAGGUGAAUUUAAUCUCUGUGCGAGUGGUGAAUAACGCUGACAGAAUAACGGACAGCGUCGGCUUGUGCGUAAAUUCACCUUGCUCCAGCUUCAACAUCCUCCUCUCUCGCACUCACUGUCUAUACAUACAAUAUAUUAUAUUAUAUUUAUCUAUAAAAAGGGUUCUAUGUAUCCCUGUAGCUUGUUAUAGUUUCAGUUGAGCACAAACCAGAUCGUCCUCUGCAGAUAAGACAUGACUAGAGACGAGAUUUGAUGGAAGAGAAUCCAAACCUAUGAAACAAACAAAACCUACUGAGCACCAAAACGUUGCGCAAAAAGAACUGAGUUAAAAAAAGACAUGACAAAAGAAUCAACUACCCGUUUAUAAAUAAAUAAAUAAUAUAAUAUAAUAAAUAAAUGAAGCGAACAAGCUAUAACUCCAUGGACUACCCCACGUGUUGCCAUGAUCCAAAAGAAUAUUAACAAAAUACUAUAGGGACUAGGUACACGCAUAUGCAUAUAACCCAUAUCAGAAAUUGUUUUGCCCCGCACUUGGCGUGGGUCUAUGUCUAUCCUAUAAUCACCAACAUCGCGUUGCAUUAAUCUAGUUGUAUGUAAUAUAGUUGUUGUGAGACAUUUACCCCUACAAACGGAAACUAACAAAUAAAUACAAAA